AUGGACGUGGACAAAGUAUUCCACAUGACUGUAGGAGUUGGAGAAACUAGCUAUGCCAGAAACUCUUCACUUCAGGUCCCUCUCUCUGAUAUGGUGAAGCACAUAACCUUACAGACCAUUCAAGAAGUCUAUCUCACAACAGCUCUAAAUGACUCGAGCAUAGCUAACUUGGGUUGUUCCUCCGGACUGAACACACUAUCUAUCAUACGAGAAAUGGUGGAAGCUAUCGAAGCCACAAGUCAAAAACUUCUGCAACCGGCACCAGAGUAUCGGGUGUACCUAAAUGAUCUUCCGGCUAACGACUUCAACGCAAUCUUCAAGGCGUUAGCGGAUUUUAUUAGGGAGCUCAGGGAAGGGGGAGAUGAUGGGGGUCCAUGUAUUUACGUAGCUGGUCAUCCCGGCACCUUUUAUGGAAGACUGUUUCCAAACAAUAGCUUGCACUUCAUCCAUUCCUCCUAUAGUUUGCACUGGCUCUCUAAGGUUCCUCCCGCACUUUAUGAUAACAAAGGCAAGUCGAUAAACAAAGGCAACGUUUACAUAUCUGAAUCAAGUCCUCCUCAGGUGGGUGAAGCGUACUUCAGGCAAUUUCAAGAGGACUUCUCAAUGUUCCUCCGAUCACGAUCCAAGGAGCUGAUCAGUGGAGGAAAGAUGGUGCCGAUCUUGUUGGGACGGUUGGAUUCAAAUCAUGUUGACCGAGGCAAUGCGUUCUUUUGGGAACUUCUCUCUCAAUCCUUCGCCAAUUUGGUUUCUCAGGGAGAAAUUGAGAGGGAAAAGCUUCAUUCUUAUGAUGUUCAUUUUUUCGCACCAUGCAAGGAUGAACUAGAAGAUGAAGUAAAGAGAGAGGGUUCUUUUGAAAUGGAUCAGCUUGAAAUGUUCGAAUACGAGAAGGAUGUUGGGGACAGUAUGAGCUAUGGAAUGGCAGUUGCAAUGACAGUGAGGGCAAUCCAAGAAUCAAUGAUUUGCCACCAUUUUGGACAAGGAAUUGUUGACAGCUUGUUCAAGAUCUAUGGAAGAUUAGUGGAUGAAGAGAUGGCUAAAGAAGAGAUAAGGCCCAUUACUUUUGUCAAUGUUCUUAGAAAAUUAUGACUAUAUAUAAACAUGAAAAAUUACUAAGAAUUGGUACUUUGUUAACCGAUAAAAAUUCUAUCUUUUUUUAAUAAAAAAAAAAAAAAAAAAGAUUGGGUGUUCGAGCUUCAGUGGAGACAUAAACAUAAUAUAUAUAUGUAUAUAUGUAAUUGCAAAUUUGUGUAAGGAUUGUGGAGAAAUCAUUUUUGCUCUAACCCGUGUACACUGUUUGCUUUGGCAAGCCAUGCGAUCAAAGAAAAUCCUGACCUCUAAGCACCCCUUAAUUACAA
This is a messenger RNA of Cornus florida, 1355 nucleotides long. Its product is annotated as probable methyltransferase TCM_000336. The coding region runs from base 1 to 1086 and encodes 361 amino acids. The record is from RefSeq and is a predicted model, not a curated record. NCBI's taxonomy places the organism in Eukaryota, Viridiplantae, Streptophyta, Magnoliopsida, Cornales, Cornaceae. Gene Ontology annotation, biological process: methylation. The transcript has 4 exons. Gene Ontology annotation, molecular function: S-adenosylmethionine-dependent methyltransferase activity.